UGUUCUCCUCGUAGGCCACGCCCCCCAUCGCCCACUCCUCUUCGGCGUGCCACGGAAGGUCUAAAGUGAUUCCUCUGGGAAGAAAAGAGCGCAAACCACGCGAGCUUGAGCUGCCGAGGAGCCGCAGUCGCUGUAGCCGAGGAGGACUGCCUCAAUUUGCGCCGGGGAAGACUCAGUGAAUAAAGGAAGAGAGGGAAGAGUGAUGUCACCUGGGUGUUUCUUCCUCGCCUGGACUGUUUGUUGCCAAAACUGACAUUUUGCAUUUGUUUUUGGUUUUUUUUUUUUUUUUGUCAGCUUGCACCUUGAUCCGCAGCCUUGUGUUCUCCCAUUUCCCUCCCUCCGCUUUCACUGACACGAGGUGCACGCUGACAGCCUCUCGCCGCUUCCACAUGUCGCAUCUUUUGUUGACUUUGAGAAGCGCUAAAGUGAAAUAGAGCGCGCGACACCUCGCUCCCGUGACAGCGCCUUCAAACGGAGAGUCAUAGGAAGAGAGUGGAGAGGAAGAGAGAGAGAGGGAGAGAGAGAGGGAGAGAGCGUGAAGGUGCGUUUUGAUGUUCGGCAUCCACGAGAGCAUCCACAGGAGUGGGAGUAGUAUGAAAGAAGAGCCCAUGGUGGCCGGCAUGAACGCGGUUCGGACAUGGAUGCAAGGUGCCGGAGUGCUGGACGCCAACACAGCCGCCCAGAGCGGAGUGGGUCUGGCCCGGGCGCACUUUGAGAAACAGCCCCCUUCUAACCUGCGCAAAUCCAACUUCUUCCACUUCGUCCUGGCUUUAUACGACCGGCAGGGUCAGCCGGUGGAGAUCGAGAGAACCACCUUUAUUGAUUUUGUGGAAAAGGAAAAGGAAACGACAGGAGAAAAGACCAACAAUGGGAUCCACUAUAGACUUCAGCUGCUCUACAGUAAUGGCAUCAGGACAGAGCAGGACUUGUAUGUGCGACUAAUCGACUCCAUGACUAAACAGGCGAUCGUCUAUGAAGGCCAGGAUAAAAAUCCAGAAAUGUGCCGGGUUCUGCUGACCCAUGAGAUCAUGUGCAGUCGAUGCUGUGAUAAGAAGAGUUGUGGAAACAGGAACGAGACCCCGUCUGACCCGGUCAUCAUCGACAGGUUCUUCCUCAAGUUCUUCUUGAAGUGCAACCAGAACUGUCUGAAGAAUGCUGGCAACCCUCGAGACAUGAGACGUUUUCAGGUGGUGGUGUCAACUACGGUGAGCGUGGAGGGUCACGUGUUGGCUGUGUCCGACAACAUGUUUGUGCACAACAACUCCAAACAUGGACGUCGAGCUCGAAGGCUUGACCCGUCGGAAGGAACGCAGUCCUACCUAGAACACGCAACCCCCAGCAUUAAAGCCAUUAGCCCCAGUGAAGGCUGGACCACAGGGGGCGCUACAGUUAUCAUCAUCGGGGACAACUUCUUUGACGGACUGCAAGUCAUUUUUGGUACCAUGUUGGUUUGGAGUGAGCUGAUUACCCCACAUGCCAUCCGUGUGCAGACUCCACCUAGACACAUCCCCGGGGUCGUGGAGGUCACGCUGUCCUACAAAUCCAAACAGUUCUGCAAAGGCACACCUGGACGUUUCAUCUACACAGCGCUGAACGAACCGACUAUAGACUACGGCUUCCAGAGGUUACAAAAGGUCAUCCCCAGACACCCUGGAGACCAAGAGAGAUUACCCAAGGAAGUAAUCUUAAAGAGAGCGGCAGACCUGGUGGAAGCCUUGUACGGGAUGCCUCACAAUAACCAGGAGAUGAUUCUAAAACGAGCAGCGGAUAUCGCAGAGGCCCUGUAUACAACUGUGCCGCGAGGGCACAACCAGCUAGCCGGCCUCGGCACUGGAUCCGUCCACGCGGGCAUGAUGGCCGUAAACUCCUUCACUGGGUCGGAAGUGGCUCAAACAGCCAAUCAGGGUUUCAGUAGGACUACAAGCAGUGUGUCCCCUCAUGGUUAUGUCCCCAGCUCCACUCCCCAGCAGGGUAGCUACAGCUCUGUCUCCACUAGCAUGAAUGGCUACGCUAACUCUGGCAUGGCAACCUUGGGCACCUCGCCCAACUUCCUCAAUGGAUCCGCAGGCAACUCCCCAUAUGCUAUCGUCCCGUCCAGCCCUACCAUGGCGUCGUCGACAAGCCUGCCCUCCAACUGCAGCAGUUCCUCCGGCAUCUUCUCCUUCUCCCCUGCUAAUAUGGUGUCCGCCGCCGUCAAGCAGAAGAGCGCCUUUGCCCCUGUCGUACGACCCCAAAACUCGCCGCCGCCCACGUGCACCAGCGCCACCGCUAACAGCCUGCAAGAUCAGUCUUUUGUGGACUCUAGCAAGUACUCAUCAGCCAGCUCCCUGCAGGGCCUGGCCUUCUCCUGAACAGCGAUUCCGGGGAUGAUUGUUCCACCCAUGUAGAGGAUCUGGAAAAGAAGAAUGUUGAGAGGAACAAGACUCGAGUGCGUGUUGUACUCUGGAGCCGAAGUGACGAUAAGAACUCUGUUCAAAACUCAGGCCUUUCCACUCCACUGGGAUUGCGAAGAUGGAACAACUUUGCCAUGUCAUAUCCCUUUUGGUUGAAUUAGUGUAGCUCCGGGAUUCAUUUUCAUGUUAUGUAUCUUUGUUCUUUUGAUUACUGGAGAAGCCAAUUGUAACAUGCACAAACAACGAUUAAAGUGUUUAGCUUGUUUACUUAAAAAAAAAAACCACACACACAGAAAUAAAACAGAAUUAAAAAGAACAAAACACAAGGAUUUUGUUGUAUUAAUGCUGAUUGAAUUCUACUAAAACUGUCACCAUGGAGCUUGUCACAGAAGUUUAAAAACAAAGAUGUGAUGAUUUCGUACAACGUUGAAAAGCCCAAUGACGUGUGUGUCCAGCCAGCAAUGUACUGAAGGAGGGAAGCAAAUAUGACAUUAAAAUAAAUGUGUGAUAUAUUUUUGUAUAUAAAAAGGUGAAUUUUUGGUUUAUUUUGUUUGGCUUUAUUAUUGUUUUUGGGGGUUUUUUUUUGCAAUAGUUCUAGUUUGAAAAAUGUCUUAAGGCAGCUUCUCAGUACAGAAGAUUUAGAAAUACAGCAAGGAUUUGGAUACAAAAGGGGGUUUGUGUAAAAUAUCCUAUAAAUAAUGUAUUUAUCCCUUGUAUUUGUACGUCACCUUUGUUUAGUUGUGUUGUGAACAUACUUCACUGUCUUCUGUUACAUGAAUCACUGUUGUUCUCACUAUUUAAAUGUGACUUCUUUUGGUUUUGUAUGGGACUCACCAACACACCGUUGUCUAUUUUUGUAUAAGUUAAUAAAACGUGUCUGAUGUUUUUUUUUUUUUUUUUUUUUUCCCGGUUCCUUUUGAAAAUGUUUAUUGUAUGGCAAAAAGUAGCAUCUUAUUCAGAGUAUUUGGUUGAAGUAGAUUUUUUUAAAGAAUAUAUACACACAUUAAUAUAUACUGUAAAGAUAUAUCUUUUUGUUUUUCCAGAUUGAUACUGUUAAUAUGCAUGGGUUCUUCUCUCGAGUGGCACUGUCCUUGUGUGUGCGCGUGUGAGCGUGUGUGCACAUUCUUUCUUUCUUUCCCCAUGUUAUUUAUGCUUGCUUACAUACUCUAUCUCUACACACUUGUUUUCUGUCCCUGUAAUCUUUACCAGCAGUCUAGAUGCCUUAACAAUGCAAUUCCAUUCUUCAUUCAAUCACAUGUACAGUUUUCUAGCCUUGCCACAAUUGUCUCUUUGCCACAGAGGAAUUCAUGGGAACUUGGGGGACAAAGCACAAACACACACGAGAACACAAAGAGCCAUAAUUCAACAACAUUCAAAAAUACAGCAGCAAUGGCGCGUUUUGACUUGCUUCAAGGAAUCAUUUCACCUUACAGAACUGUUUAAUUGUAAGUAGCACAGCGAAGCGCUGCCACAGCACAAUCUUAUUACACACAUCGAAUCACAGUUCAGACCUGAGUAGUCCAUCCCUGUGUCGUUCACCCCACGCGUCCACUUUACAACAUGGCUUCGUUUCAAGCUAAACAGGAGCUCAUUUCUGUAGCCUUUUUUUUUUUUUUUAACAAUUGUUUCGUGUGCGUGUGUGUGUGUGUGCGUUCAAGUUGUUGUUGGACAGACAGACAGAGAAUGGGGCUUUUCUCUCUGCUUUUCUGGUUUUGUUAAGGAGCAUUUAAAGAGAGAGGCGCCCGCUGACAGACGGGUGUUUUCAAGCACUUGUGUUGUUGUUCUCUGUGAGGGGCCGCGCCAUAUCUGUUUCACAAACACACCACAGAGGUCUAUUGUCGUACACAAAUGAAUGGCUUCUUUGGAAACUUAGCUCCAUCCCCAUUAUGAUUAUUGGUAAAGUUUUGUACAACGAAAAUGAAAGAUGCAAACCAAAUAGCCGGUGUCUAUUUUUUUUUUUUUUUUCCUCCUCAGUUGUUUUUUCCCGUUAUGUUUUUCUGUCCGUGACUGCAAAUACACUACAAAGCUCUAAGAGAAGGGGAAAAAAAUCUACUGUAUAGAUUGUUAUUGUUUUUGAUGAGCUGUAAGAUAACUUUUGGACUCUCACAAUGUUGAAUUAAAGUUACCUCUUGUCUGUGA
Molecule: messenger RNA, 4532 nt
Organism: Corythoichthys intestinalis (scribbled pipefish)
Lineage: Eukaryota; Metazoa; Chordata; Actinopteri; Syngnathiformes; Syngnathidae
Gene: ebf1a
Product: EBF transcription factor 1a
Exons: 17
Coding region: 552-2351 (599 amino acids)
Biological process (GO): regulation of transcription by RNA polymerase II
Molecular function (GO): RNA polymerase II cis-regulatory region sequence-specific DNA binding; DNA-binding transcription factor activity, RNA polymerase II-specific
Source: RefSeq, a predicted model, not a curated record